This is a messenger RNA of Lymnaea stagnalis (great pond snail), 41102 nucleotides long. The record is from the annotation of a GenBank genome assembly. NCBI's taxonomy places the organism in Eukaryota, Metazoa, Mollusca, Gastropoda, Lymnaeidae.
CGUUAAUUGAUAAAAUACACAGGAGAGAUAAUAGGCCUUUAACUUUAUGAUAAUAUUUUCCCCACAGUCCAGACCUACACAGUGUCGAGAAUAUUAUCUGUAAAUGUUUUUUCUUUUGUUUGAAAAAUGUGCUAUGAUUUAUUUUAAUGGAAUAUGCAGGUAUGACAAUAGAAUAGAUCUACUAGUACUACUGACUACUGACUACUGCUACAUAACUACUGCUAUUCACUAUUCAGUUUUCAGUCAGUAUUCAGUCUAUUCCCAAGUCCCAAGUCAAGUAAAAGUCCUGGGUUACGAUUGCGGGCUAAUCAAAUUGGACUUAAAAGUUAGUACUUUACUGACUAUUUCUCAGUCUUUAACUACUCAAAUUGGACUUAUAAGUUAGUACUUUACUAACUAUAUCUCAGUCUUUAACUUUAACUACUCAAGGCUACUACUACUAGACUAAAGGCAAGGAAACCUAGCUCAGACAGUGACAGUGUACUACAAACAGUAAACAGGUGACUUAGUGUAGCUUAUAUUUAUAUAUUUUAUUCAUAAGUUGACAUAAGUCAUAAGGAAUGUGGUCAGCGGCCUGAGCUGAUGUUCUUAUCUUCUUAGGCCCGCCCCCCCCCCCCUUUCAUAACUUCUCCCUAGCUAAAAGGGGAGCUCUUCACCCUUAUUUUUAUUAUAAGUACUUCGGUGUCACCAUUAAUAAUAAGCUAGUAUUGCAUGAGCGCGGCCAAAUGCUGUUUAAGAAAUUCAACCAAAACUGUUCUACCUCAGGGGCCGUCCAUAAAGUAUGUCAUGCUCCAGAGGGGGGAGGGGGUAUAAGAAAGUGUGACAGUUUGUGACCGGGGGNAACCAAAACUGUUCUACCUCAGGGGCCGUCCAUAAAGUAUGUCAUGCUCCAGAGGGGGGAGGGGGUAUAAGAAAGUGUGACAGUUUGUGACCGGGGGGGGGGGGAAGGGGGGGUCAGGCCAUGUUUGACGUCACAUAUUUAUUUUUUAAAAUUUUAUUUCUAAUUUAUUUGGUUUUUUUAAAGUAGAAUUUAAUAGCUUUAAAAAUCAUUUUCAAAAAUUUUGUGAAACAUUUGAAUUAGUUUUAUGUCAAAAUAGCAUGAAAUGCGUAUCUUCUGAAUGUGUUGUUCACGAUUCCUCUCGCUAGGACUAGGAGCGCUAGUAUGCUGUUACGAAGCCUUGUUUUAUCUAUAGCCUUGCCGAGAUCAACAGGAGUUUUCAAAGUACAACCAUAUGAUCUUUACUGUCCAUCUUUCCAGACCAGCUUACUUGAUCGAAUUUGCAAACUAUGACACUUAUACUUUGCUUCACAAACAAUGUCGAAGAAACAUGCAGGACAACACAGAGCUCGGGCUCGGGAGAAUGUGCCAACCCAAACUUUUCCAGAAUCAACUCAGAUAAAAUGCAUCCGUCCUUUGAGAAUCGCUGCUAGAAGGCAAAGAGAACUCAUGGCAGCUAUUGCCAGAAGAGAAAAUGCACAUUCAGAGGGUGUUGAGUGGCUAGAUGAGGAUGAAGUUGAUCUGUCUGCAAUUAUCCUUCCAGGAAACGAUGAUGGUGAAAGAUUGAUGCCAGUCAUAACUAUGGAUGAGCACUUCACUUCACCAAGAAUGGAUGAUGUCCAGUGAAUAUUUUUAAAUUAAACAUAAUUCACAGGCCCAUAAUAAACAGAUUCAAUAUAGAACAAGAGUUUUUGUCAAGCUAGUCUUUUUUUAGUCAAAUUGUUUUGUUUCCUUUAUAUUAUUUAAUCACUGGGUGAGGUCAAGUUUCGCUAAUCUACUUCUUAUCCUGUGUAAAAAAUAUUUCAUAAUCGGAAAUUAUCUAAAACUUGACCUCACCUUUUGUAAAUGAAAAAGCAGCAGCUAAAUGAAGUGUUUUAUAUAAUUGUCUAGUCUAAUUUUUGCAAUUUUUGUUUUCAAAUUCAAUCCAGAUUGAGUUACUGCUUCAAUGAAUAACUGUGACAACUGUUGACUAUUAAAGUCAUUUUAAUACUGUGAUAGCUCUUUUUAGAUGAAAUUUUAUAUUUUAAUACAGUUUAAUAUUGAAGUGUGUUUUAGAUUAAAUUUUAAUUAGGUGCUAAUUAAAAAAAAUUUUUGUUUGAAAGUGUGACAUACUUUGGGGGGCGGGGGGGGGGGGAGGGGGUCGAGAUUUGUGACAAGGGGGAGGGGGGGUAAAAAUGGUCUAAAAUAGCGUGACGUACUUUAUGGACAGCCCCUCAAAAAACUGUACAAUUUUGGCUUAAACAAGCAAGUCAUUAACUUAUUCUACAGUGCAACAAUUGAAAGCCUACUUAAUUUCAGUAUUACCUGCGGGUGUUGGAAUUCAACUUUUGAUAUUAAACACUGCAUAAACCAACUAAUCAAGAAAUCUAGGAACAUAACACAAACUAAACAUUCUUCAUUUGAAGAACUAUUCGAAGAAAGAUGUUUUUGUCAAACUAAACACAUUUUGGAUGAUGCAUCCCACCCUCUUCAUCAUAGAUACUUAGGAUCGGGCCGUUCGGGACAAAUUCUUUCCAUGAGGGCAAGGACUGAAAGAUAUAAAAAUUUAUUUGUUCCCCAAUCUGUACGAAUUUACCAGCGGGCUCUCUCUGAAGUCGCACAUCUUAAUGAGGCCUAAUAAGUCCCCAAUUUGGCUAAGAGAACUCACUGAAUGGCUGUUUGAAAUAAUUUAUUAUUAAUGUCUUGUGUUCAAAUUGUUUUAUUUAUGAGCUGAUAAUGUAUAGUGCAAUCAUAAAACAUUUCCAUUUGUUUGGAUCAAUAAAAGAUCUUAUCUUAUCUUAUCUUAGAGACUGACCGAAAGGGAUUUUCUGAUUUCGGUCAAAACUGAAACUAGGCCGAAAUUUAAAAUGACUUUCAGCCGAAAACGAAAUUAAAACGAAAGUUAACAUUUUAGUUUUGUCCGAAGCCGAAAUUAAACCGAAAUGUAACUUUUUGGUGUUGGCCGAAGCCGAAACUGAAAUAUUUAGGUAUUUUGAAAUUCAUCCACGCAUACAUUCUACAUACAUCAAAAAAAUGAUGGGGGGAAAGUAUCAAUAUUUACAUUCUAUUUUUAAAAAUAUGAGAUAAUCGUGAAUAUCAAUAAAUAAACAUUUAAAUGAAUACUUUGGCUUUUACUAUUUUAAUUUAAAAGUAAUUUAAAUUUCUUCAAAAUGUUUUUUUAAGUAGUACGAUAAGAGAAAAUUUUGACGGGGGUGGGGGGGGGCAAAAUUCAUGCAAAAUAGACCAUUGAGUGCCCUUUUCUUUUAUAAAAAAUUACAAUCUAGAACAUAUACCUAUAAUAAUUAUUGUGGCUCUAAUAAAGCCAAUUGUCACCUAAAUAUAAGUUAUUAAGGCUAUAGAAAUAUCACCACAUUGUUUCACAGUUUUCGUCAUACUAAUGCUUUGUGUUUUCUUAAAUAGCUGGCAAAAUAUCCUUGUAAUAAUAUUUAGCCAAGUACCAACACAUUAGUCUUACUGUGCUGGUGAUGUAAUAAUGUUGUUCGGUGACCAACUUCCCUCGCCUCCCUUGGUGGGGGAUAUUUUUUUUUUUUAACGGGGUCUCUUAAAAUAGUUCUGACGGGUCUCGAUGGAGAAUCACAAGACAUCUAACUUGGUCUCCUAAAUCAUAAAAGUACACAGGUCUGCCUUGGGCCUACCACAUAAUUAUAAUACAAGGCAGUGACACAUGCACCCACUUUUUAUUUCAUCAAUAACAAUGUUUGUGAGCAUGAUAAUGAUGAAUUUCAAGAAAUGAAUGAAUUGAAAAAGCCUAGGUUUCCUUAAAAAUAAAAUUAAAAAAAAUAGAGAAAUAUUACCAUACCAAUUAAAAUAUAAGUUUUUAGAAAUAAAGGACAAGUAGGUCAUCAUGCAGCUUUGAGCAGUUUUAGCAGAGUAUUAGUAAUAUAACAUACUAUAAUAGCUAGACGUCCAGUAAUAAAGAAUAUUGGAUUGCCAACCUAGAGACAGACAGGCAGUCUGACCUCUGGUAGUUGACUAAAAACCCCAGUCACUUUUCGGCCACCUGGCCAAAAGUCCCAAUCACUUUCGGCUAAAACCGAAAUUAAACCGAAAGUUAACAUUUCAGUUUCGGCCGAAGACAAAAUUAAACAGAAAUUAACCUUUUUGUUUUCAGCUGAAACCCAAUCUAGGCCAAAAGUGAUCAAAUGGCCACUUUCGGCGCCGAAGCCAAAGCCGAAAUUCAGUCGUUCUCUAUUGGGUACUUCAGGCCCCUUUGUUUAACACGAAACUAGCUAGUGACAGCGUCAAAAGGGCUGCCUAGGAGACCCACCCUCUACGGGGGUUGCAAAUUUCGUCUUUAAUAAAACCUCUGUUAUCUACAAUCCUAUAGCGACAGCUGUAAUCUUGUGCCUCCUAAACCUUAGCUCCAAAAUUCUUGGCCCACACGUCUUGCCACAUUAUCUUCUUUGGGAGGUAGAUUUAGGCAGGUUUUCUAGGUUGACUUGCCAACUCCAAGUACCCGUUCCACCUCAGCUGCAGACUGCCAUGAUGGACAGUCUGCAACUAGAGUAGGGUGGGAGCUUAUCUAUUAAAUUAUUUUAAGAAUUAAAUUACUCUCCCAAAGUAAGAAGCCAAAAGUAAGUGAGACUUUUAAGUCAGAAUUUUGAUUUAAUCAUCAAACACUACGUUACAAAAAAAGUUGUCAUCAACAGGAUUCAGGAGAGAGAUGUAGGCCUACAAAUAUACAUAUUUUAUUUUUAUAACUUAUUUUUAUAAAUUAUUAUAUGUCAUAAGACUAUAAUAAGUAAUAGCAUUUAAUGUAUAAUGAAUAGUUUAAGUCUUAGUUUUGUGUAUAAAAAAAUCAUCUAGGGAUUAUUGAGUUUGAUCCUAUAUCAGUGACAACAAUAAGUUUGAACAUGAAGACUUAGAAGAGACACAUAACUAUAGUUGGUAAGUCAUAUAUAUAUAUUAUUAAACAUUUCAAUGAUAUAGUAAACGUAAAUGACACAAUAUGAUUGAUGUAUAAUUUUACACUGACCUAAAUCUAUAUGUGAAAUAAAUGUCUCGUCUAUUAUUAGGCCUAAACCUAAAACAUCAUAGUCGUAAUACCCCUUUGGGCCUAACAUUGCUAAACAAUCAAAUAUUAUUGAUUCUUAAUGUAUUUUGGUCUUUUCAUUGUGAUUAAUAAUAUGUAUUAUUACUGAGACUCAGUGAAGCUUAUCUAUUUCAUUCUUAAGGAAUGUCAUCAGCAGCCUGAUAUUGAUGUAACUGAUUCUGGUUCUGGUUCUGUUAGGGAAGGUUGCUGAAUCCAUGUACUGGCAUAUGUGUAAGGGUUGGGGAAGCGAUGCGGCUAUCCUGACGGCUCUUAGCGGAUGCCAGGCCAGCCUUGAAGCUCUCAAUUAAUGUUGAGUCCAAGGCCGCAUUGUCAUGGUGGUUCCAAGCGAUUAUUGUGCAUGGGAACAAUCUUUGUUUAUAUUGGACUGUGUUACACAGAGGCACAGUGAAGCAUUUACUAUUUUUCCGAAUGUAAUUGCUUAUGGGGUUGUAUAUGUGAAGUCAGUGUUUAGUGAGUGCUUGGCUCUGAUUAAGCAACCUGUAUGGUUUUAAAAAAUAUGAAAAGCAAGACUGUUUAUUAUGAUUUAAUUUACCGUAAAUUUCAGACUAACAACAGAUAACCAAGUCCAUUCAGAGAUUAGCAAGAUCAACAUGGCCUCUUUCUGGCAACAGCUGAAAGCUUUGUUGUUGCGUAACAUCUUGCUAAAAAAGAGAAACAAAGGCCAGCUUUUUCAAGUUAGUAAAUUUUACUUGUAUAGGCAAUGGCAUAACAUUUUUUGCAUUGCAAUUCAGCAGCCAUGUGCCAGAUUUUUAUUUACCUGACCUAAAAUUUAGGCAUCUCUAAGUUAAGCGAUAUUUUAAUCAUUUACAGUUAGUCAUUACUUAUACAUUUUCUUAUAUAAAGAAAUGAAAAUCGGAGCACAUCAGGCCUUCGCUUUGAAAUAUUUACUUAAAACUCAUUGGAGUCUUUAUUUAAAUGGCCCACAUGUGUGUGGAUUCUUAUGGACCACUAAAUUUUCAUUCUUUCCCUUGCAGGAGCUAUUUUUCCCCAUCUACUUUGUGGCCAUUCUUGCUAUGGUGAAAGAGAUAACCAAGCCAGAAAACAAGCCUGCCAUGAAAUUUCCAGCCAAUGAUAUCAAAAAUUUCAAUUAUGACCUAUAUGGAGGAAGUGUUUAUGUGGCUCCAAAUACUAAUCAGGUAGAUCAAAAGAAUGUCAGGUUGUUCCAACUCUACAGUGGUUGAUAUAUAUAUAAAUUAAACAAAAAAUAUAUUUUUGAGACAUGACCUCUAUCUCUUUAAGUUCUAAACAUUUUUAAAUUGCAUGUAUGCCUUAAAAAUUAAUAUUAAAUUAAAGAGGACAUGCCAAUUAUUUCAACCUGUGUUGAAACUUAUUUUAAUGAGUAAUAUUGACAUUACAUAAUUUUUGUAGGAAAUUAAUUCCUGCUCAUAAUUUUGGUGGUGUUUUAUUAUAAUUUUAAAAUUUAAUAUAAAUUUUUCACUAAGAUAAAUUGAAUUUCAUGUUUUUCAUUAAAAAAUAUGCUUAGACUCAGCAGUUGAUGGAAGAUGUUGUAAGGCAGUUAAGUUCAUAUGGUAUUAGCUACACAAUGUUCCCAACACAAGAGGAAGCUGAAGCACAAUACAAGCAAAACAGCUCAGGGAUUGCAGCUGGAGUAAUUUUCAACUAUAUGGGGGAUCCUAAUGCUUACGCAAUUCGUGUGGGUUAUCAUCUAGUUCCUGGGACCAAGACUUUUUUCAGCUAUGAUGGCGGUACUUGAAUGUUUUUCUUAAACACUAUUUAUGAUUAUUUCAUUCACAGUGUUGUUUUUUAUAGUCUUUUAAUAUUAUUUCUAAGCAUUAACCUGAACAGGUAAUCUGUUGCUUGAAAGCUUUUAGGUCCUGGCAUUCCUGUGAUCUUAAAAAUUGUUAUCUUUUUUUGGUAAUUAUUGAUCGUUGUCUAAUUUAACCAGGUUCUUGUCGUGGUGAUAAGUCGGGAAAAGACUUUGGACAGACGUGUGCUGUUAAUUCAUAUUUAUAUACAGCUUUUGCAACUCUACAAAUAGCAAUCGAUAAUGCAUUAAUGAAGGUAUGUCAUUUUUAAUGUGUUGUUAGCAAGUCCUGGACAACAAAGGCAUUAAGUUUUCAACAUGAAGUUACCAAAUCAUCUUGGGGAUUUAUUUGAAAGAGGCCAUGAAACUUCUGUAAUAAUUCCUGGUAAGACAAAGCAAUGCUCAACAAAACAUCAUACCCCUCAGUAUAUGGAGCUUUGAAAAGCCAGCAUUCCCCCUGCAUUGGAAGUAAACACAGAAAUGAUUGUUUUAUCCAUAAGGAAGUUACAACAGAAUAUUUGAGCCACUUUCUAGUUUGUCUCCUAGUGUAUUUUAAAUAAUUUGUAAGAGUGUAAAAAAUUAUGGAAAUAAUACCAAUAAUUAAUAAUAUAGGUUUAAAAAAAUGUAAUUCCAAAAUGACUAUAUUCUUUUUUUGGGGGACCAUAAUUUUUUUUUGAAUUCUCAAAUUUCUACACCAACUAAGCCUGUUAGAAAGUAGAAAAAGGAGAGAAAAAAUUCAUAUCAUUGUUAUUACUGACUAUGGUAUUUUUGUUACGUAUGUGUCUUCUUAUUGUUCAGAAGCCUUGAAUAAUUUAUAUUCACAAAGUCAACUUUUUCUUAUAAUCCCAGGACUUAGGAGUUCCAACUGUGGAUCUGGACUCAAGACAAAUAGAUGUUAAACUGAUGGACAAACCAAACUUUUCCCCUGAUACUAAUUACAUCCAGACCCUGUCAUCCAUUUAUUUUGUCUUCUCAUUUUCUGUUUUGGCCAACUACCUGGCUGUGAAUAUAGUGGCGGAGAAAGAAAAGAAAAUUAAAGAAGGCAUGCUAAUGAUGGGACUUCGGAGCUCUGUAUUCUGGUAGGACUUUUUAAAGUUUUUAUUUUUGUGUUGUAGAAAAAAGAAAUUGCUGGCCUAAAAGAGUUGUAAGAUGUAUCAUGUAUCUUACACAUGAUUAAAUAUCAUCUGUAUUACGUAUCUUGCACAUCAUUAAAUGUCAGCUGGAGAAGCUUUGAUUCUGCAUGUUUAUUGUAAUAUAAAUAUUUUCACGUCCCAACUGAAUAAAUCUUGUUUUGAUGUGUGUGAUGGGACUGAAGUAAAAGGAAACGCAUAGAAAUGAGAAGUCGGCUGACAUUUUCAGUCUUAGUUUUCUAUAAUUUUAUGAUUCUGUUUGUUGGUCUGCAGGCUGUCCUGGACACUCAUCUACAUGGCAAUGGUUGUUGUAGCCUCUGGCAUGAUGAUCUUAAUCAUUAACUUCAGCAGCUUUUUCAAGCAGAGCAACUUGUUCCUGCUCUACCUCAUUUUUAUAUUCUAUGGCUGCUCUUUCAUCGCCUUUGCCUUCAUGAUCACGCCAUUCUUCAACAAGGCAAAAGUGGCAGGGGCCGUCGCAGGCUUCUCCACGGUUAUUAUUAGCUGUAUCCACCUCGGUGUAAGCCAAACCCGAGAUGCAGGAAGCUAUGAUGCUAACGUACCUCCAGGGGUUCAAUGGCUAAUGUGUUUAUUCUCUCCCAUUGCCUUGUCAACAAUCAUAGACCAGGUAAUUCAGUUUUUUUUAUUUGCAUUGAGACAUCAUUAGAUUUUAAAAAGUUACAUUUGGGUACCUUAUGCAUCUGGUGUUGCGAAACUAUUUUAAUUAAUGGCUGUAAAGAAAUACUAAUGACUAUGUAAAGAGAUAUUUUACACUAAUGACCAUGUAAAGAAAAUAUUUGUUUUCCAUCCCUCAAUGCUACCUUUCUUAAUAUUGAUGUAAUGAAAUGUGGUUCUAGAAUGCUCAUACUGGGCAGUUUGCUUGGUAAGGGAAUUAUCAUAUACACUAAUUCAUACCCCAUUUAUUCAUAAGCAGCUGCCUUAGUUUCAGCCAGAAAAAGCCUGAAAAGGGUAAUUCGCAGAAAAGUGACAGCAAAAAAAUAAUAUUCCAGAAGAAGCAAUAUAGUACUAAAACAAAUAAAUAAUUUUUUAUAAAAAUAAAAACUUGGAAGAAUAAUUAAUGUGUAAGUAAAAAAGACUUAAAAACAAAUAAACAUACAGUGUUAUGUAUAACACAGCUACUUGCUUCUUACGUAAACCAUUAAAUAAGAUAACCACACUGAAUAUCUCCAAAAGUAGAACCUCAACCAUCUACAAUAACAAUUUUAUCAUUAAAUGUCGGUAAUUUGAUACUCUCUAUGCACACUCAGUAAUGGCAGUCGCUAAAGCAGGACAAUACAUCUGACCCUAUUUUGCACAAGGUUUCAUGGUGACUUCUUUUAAUUACUUUUUUCUUCAUUGUUCUCUGUAACAGAGUCAAUGUACCUGGAGAAAAUCAUAAAAAAUUCCUAUGAUCCCCUCAUAAGCUAACCACCCCACUUAUUCCCCUGAAAUAUCUCCCCAAAAAGUCAGCUUAGAAAUGAGUAUAUACAAAACAUAUAAUUUUGUUACUUCCAGGGAAUUUUUCUUGAUGUUCAUUAUCACGGAUUUAGUUUUGAUGACAGCCUUACAUUUGGCAAGUUUCCACUCUAUGCUCCAAUCUUGAUGCUUGUGGUGGACACCCUCCUCUAUGCUAUAUUAACUGUAUAUUUUGACCAUGUCAUACCAGGUAUGUGAUGUUUCUUUAAAUAGAUCUGAUUAUGUAAAUUGUUCAGUUGAUUUAAUGAAUACUAAUAUAAUAUUGUUAAAGAAUUUUUUUUUUUCUUUUCAUCAAGCAUUCUUACCCAAUAAUAACCACUGCACAUACUUGCAUUAAUUUCUUUUUUUAAAACAGAGAUAACCAGAUUCUUAAAUUGUUUAAGUAAAAUUUAAAUUUGAAGGCUUUAAUGAGAGUACAGUAGAACCCGAUUAUGUUGACAGCCUAGGGAUUUGCCAAAAAGCGUUGAGAUAACCGAUGAUCAAGAGAAACGAAAACCAAUAUGGCGGCACUAUAGUAAAAUUUGCUUGAAAUUUCUUUAAUUUACGUUGAUGUGCGUUCAUAAAUGAGAAUGAGUCUAAUACUAAUACACUAAAUAAAGCCUAAAUUUUAGGCUAUGCCUAUUUUAAUAAUUUAAGUCAAUUAUAAUAGGCUUUAGGGCCUAGACUAGGUCUAGGCAACUUUAUACUAGAUUUAGACUGACUGAUUAGAAUGUAUCCAUUAUAAGAUUAGAAUAUUAAUAUUAUAAAUACUUUGUGUGUGAUGUCCUCAUUUUAGUCUUAGUUUUAGGGCAGCUUGCUUAGGCCCAUACUUAGUAGAACUACUUUCUAUAAAAUGUACAUGAUAUUAAAAAAAAAUAGGUCUAUAAUAUUAGAUACUCCACAUAGGGCCUGCGUGCCCAGAUAGAUUUUACGGAUGCGGAAAACAGACCAUAAACCUGUGACUGGUCAAUGCCGGUAGGUUAUGGGGUCAUUUGGAGAUCUAUUUUCCUUUGUCUCAUAAGGAAGUGACAAUGAACUUAUUAAAGUCUGUUUUGUGCCCAAGAGGAAGACGAUCAUUACAACAUAAACAUAGGGAUUCUUUCACUCCUGUACUUUGAGAAAGAAAUAAUUAUUUUUAAUUAAGCAAAACUUGCUUAUUUGUUGUUUGCUAUUUCUUCUUGUGGAGUUCAAAAGCCGGUGAUCGGUUGGGGGAUCAAGAUAACUAAUGUUAAGUGGCAAAUUUGGCCGCCUUUUGUGCUCGCGAUAUCAGGGUUCGACGACAUAAAAGGAUCGACAUAACCGAGGAGAAAAUGCUAAGACAAAGAGAGAAUUUGGUGGUUUCAAUUAAAAAAUGUCGACAUAACAGGGUUGGCGAGUUAACCGAGGUUGAGAUAAGCGGGUUCGAUUACAAGUAGAUUACAAGCCUGAUUUGAACAAUCAAUUGAACUGUAAUCUAUUUUCUGACAGGUGAAUAUGGAGUUCGUUAUCCACCUUACUACUUCCUUCAGUACUCUUACUGGUGUCCUCCGAAGCAUACAGGAGAAAUGACAAAGUUAGUCAGUCCUAGAAGAAGCAUUUCCCAAACGGCAGAUGUAGAGCCUGUGCCGAGAGAGAUGGAAGAUAAAGUUUCCAUGAGGUAUGUAAGAAUCUCUUAUCCUUGUCAUUUUUAUUAAUUUUUUAAAAAUUUAUUGUUUUACACCUUCUAUUUUCAUCUAAGAUUUAGCUCUAUAGAUAAUUAUAAAUUGAUGCAGUAUUGCAAAUAAAAAUUAACAAUUUGGAAAGCAUUUCUUUUUAAAUUUUUCAGAAUUUCUUGGUUAACAAAAUCUUUUAAACAGGACAAAAAAGUUGUCAAUGCUGUUGAUGGUAAGUUUUUUAAAAUGUAUUGUUUUAAUAUGGUGGGAAAUUGUAAUCUUACUCACAACCAUGGGCAGGAGAAAGGUGUGUUGCCUUAGCUUGACUCAGUUGCUGAGAUUUAAAUUAUUCCCUUUUUGUAUAUAAGAGAUUUAAAGGCUGUCUCUUUUUUAUUUUUAUUUUUAGGUUUCUGCUUGGAUAUUUAUGAGAGCCAAAUCACAUGUCUCCUGGGACACAAUGGAGCAGGAAAAACUACUCUCAUAAACAUGUUGACUGGAGUUGUUCCCCCUACAUCAGGAUAUGCUAAGAUUUUGGGCAUGGUAAAUAACGAAUACAAUAUCUUAUUUUAAAAAAUGAAAUCCAUUGCAACUACAUGUCCAAUUUUCUCAUAAAGAACAUUUAAAGCUCUUAAUUAAUGGCCAAAAGGAAAUAUUUGUUGGUUUCAUCACACAUGAACCAGUUUUUUUUCUUAUGUUUCUUGACUACAAUCUCUUUUUUAUUUAUUUCAACAGGACAUUACCAACUCAAGAGAUUUAGAGAAUAUUCGGAAAGUCUGUGGCAUUUGUCCCCAGCAUAACAUUCUGUAUGAGAACUUGUCUUGUGUGGAGCACCUUGAGAUGUUUGCCAAUAUAAAAGGUGUUCCGGAGGAUCAGGUUGCACAAAAGGUUAGUAUCUAACCUAACGCUAAUGUUGAUUUAAUCAAACUAAACUUAACAAAUAUUGCAACAAUUGCUGCAGAAAUAAUUUGAAUUUAUUAGAAAAAACUUUGGACAUUUAAUUAUCAAAAAUAUACAUUUAGAUUAAGGUUGGUCAUUUUACAGAAAAAUACAAGCCUUAAUAGCUGUAAAUAGCUCAACACAAUUUACUUCUAAAAAUAUAUCAGUUCCACCAAACAUUUAUCCAUUUAACUGUUUGAAUUCAUUUUUUAAACUUAACUGUAGUUGACCACUUUGAUUAUUUCUUAUAAUGGUAUACUCAUCUUAUUUCACUACCCUGUAUUCCAGUUUGUGUAAAAUUAUUAAAUACAGCCGAAAAGCCAGGUUUUACAAUAUUCUUUGCGAAUAGCACUAGAAUUUGUUUACAGUAGGAAGUUUCUUGAUUUUGUUGUAAAAAAGCCAUUUUUUAACCUCUUGUGGUUAGUUUGCUGUUGAGGCUCCUCUAGUUUGAAUGAAUUUGUGUUUUUGUUUACUAGAAUAUAUAUUUUUAUCCUUUUUCCCCCCUCAUACUUUGAAAAAGAACUUCAUGUGGAAAUGCAUUUAAACAUUUUGGGGAGCCAUGUCCUGACCAUGUUAUGUUAUAAUUGACAUCACAGGGUUCAAUGGUGUAGGACUAGGUGUUUUAAAAAGAUUAAAUUUCAGAGUCUUAUUUAAGAAAAUCUGUAUUCAUGAUUAUUUGUUAAUUUUAAAAAAAAAUAAGGUAAAGAAUGCUUUACAAGAUGUGGACCUGAAAACCCAGGCAGAUACCUUUGCCAAAGAUUUGAGCGGAGGCCAGAAGAGGAAGUUGUCAGUGGCAAUCGCUCUCAUUGGUGAUCCAAAGGUUAGUUUAAAAUAAUAAUAAUAAUAAUAAUAAAGUUUAUUUGAAAAACACGCUUCAUCCCCAAAAGCUCGAAGUGCGGUACAAAGUCAACCAUAUUAAAAAGAGAAAUAAAAACAAUCUAAAAUUUACCACAUUUAAAAACAGAUGCAACGAUAUUAAGCUACAUACUAGCAUACCCAGUGAAAGUCUUUCAUCCCGUUUCAACCAUAAGCAACACAAGCCAAUAUACAUUAACUGAAAAAGAUGGUAGAUAGCAUCACCCCAGAAGGUGUUUGCGAAAUAGAUGUGUUUUUAAAUCGGUUUUAAAGGACUCCAGUGUCUGGCUAUUUCUGAGAGCAACUGGAAGUGCGUUCCAAAUUGUUGGGCCGGCAAAUGCAAAAGUGCGCUUUCCGUAAGUCUCAAGGCUAACACAUGGUAUCGAUAUUUUGCCACUAUCGGAUGAGCGGAGCUCUCUAAUGGGUACAUAAGGUGUCAUGAGUGCUUUGAGAUAAGAUGGCGCCAGGUCAUGUAAGCAGCGGUAGCACAAAGUUGAAAUUUUGUACUCUAUGCGAGCGUGGACCGGCAGCCAGUGCAGCUCCCUUAAAAGUGUUUUAGCAUGGUCGAAUUUGCGUUUGCGAAGAACAAUGCGAGCCGCAUUAUUCUGUGCUCUUUGAAUUUUAUCCAGGAGCUAUGGAAGCUGAUGAGCUUAACCAUCCAAAGGGAGAUCGUUAGCUUGAUCUUCAAAUUAGAUGUGAUUUAUUGAAGAACUCACAGCUUUUUUUACUGUAAUUUUGUGCCAGUUUUUUUUUUAAUCUAUCAACUUAAAAAAAUAACAAUUGGUUCAACAUUAACAUUAAACAAAAAUAAAAAAGUUAGGUCUAUAUAUGCAACCAGUGAAAUAUCCUCUGCAACACCUGGCACAGAAAAAUUGCAAAUCUCCUCUUCAUGUAUAGGAGCCAGAAUGAUCAAUAUAUUGAUCGUGGGCCCUUUAUAUAUAGAAGAUGGAAAAAAAAGUUUAAUCUCUCUUUUUUGUCUCCCAUUGAUCAGCUCAUGUUUUUGGAUGAGCCAACUGCUGGCAUGGACCCAUUCUCUCGACGACAUCUUUGGAGCUUGUUAAAGAAGAGGAAAGAAGGGAGAGUUGUCCUUCUUACCACCCACUUCAUGGAUGAGGCUGACAUUCUGGCAGGUGAGCAGGAAAAUGUUGUAUUUGUAACAGCCACUGUGAGCCACAGUGUAACAGAUUUGAUUCAUGAAAUUGGUCAGUAAUAGUAACUUUGAUUGUGUUAUGCUUGUUUAAAUAAGAAUUAUCUUACCAGGAGUUAAUCAUAACUAAGUUAUAAUAUGAUAACUUUCUUUUUUAUGCUACACAUGAGUGUAGCAAAAUGAAUUUCAGUUUCAGCGCUAAAAGUUGCCAUGUGAUCACUUUCGGCGUAGUUUCAGUUUUUGCCAAAACAGAAAAGUUAACUUUUGUGGUUUUUUUUGGUUUCUGCCAGAAGGGAUUGAGGCUUUUGGUUGUCUACUAGAAUUCAGGCUGUCACUCUGUCUGUUGGUCGGCAAUUCCAUAUUCAUUAUUGCUUGAUGUCUUGCUGACAUUGUUUGAUAUAUGCCUAAUCCUCUGCCAAUACUUCCCACUGCUGCAUGAUGACCUACUUGUCAAAUGUUUCUAAACAUAAAAUUUCAAUUAGGCUUAGGCAAAGAUAAAUAGUUUUCUGGAGAAAGUAAUAAAAUGGUAAUAAUUAUAUUUUUAUUUUUGUUAUAAUUUUUUUCAAAAAUAGAACUUGGGUUGUUUAAUUAAUUUAUUUGUGACAUUCAUUUUUAUUUAUCAUUAUCAUGCUCAUGAAUGUUGUCAUGGACAAAGGUGAAUUGGAUUUUGGAAAAACAAUCCUAGGGAAUUGUAACAUUUCCAUUAUUAAAGUCUGUUUUAAAUUUAAAAAAAAUUAAAAUUAGGUAACAUAAGGCUUAUUCAAUUCAUUCCUUUAUUGAAAUUCAUCAUUAUCAUGCUGAUAUACAUUGUCCUUGAAGAAAUAAUAAUAUUCCACAAAAUAAGUCAUGUGUAUGAACACAAAAGUAAAGGAAGAGAAUAAUGAAACCCUUAGUAAUAUUAAAAGGUAUAAUUUUUUAUUUCAAUUUUGUAUUAAUAGUCAUAAAUAACCUUUAUUUUAAAUCAUAAGCCUAUACACAUGUGUGCAUAUAGGACUAUCACUGGUUUGUAUAAUGAUUAUGUAGUAGGUCUACUGUAUUGUCAUAUCAAAUGUACCUGAACAAUUUUUCAACUUUUUAAAAAUCUGGGUCAAAUAUAAAAUUAGCUGAUAAAUAAUAAUUGCGGAUAAACGGAUUUUUUUUAUCUCAACAAAUAAAGUGUUUCAACAAAAACGUUUGUUUUAUCGGAACAAAGGAUUCCUUCAAGGCUUAUUCCUGACAUUUUAGUGGGCCAUACUAAUAAAAAUCACUUAGGCUAAGCUUUAAAUCAAAGCCAAAUAUGUUUAGUUAGCGUUGUAAUUAUAUUAUAACAGCAAAGGCGCCCAAACGCUUUAAAUAAUAUUUUACAAGUCUCUUAGUGUUUUGAAAACAAACUUUUGAUAACAAAACUGCAAUUUAAUUCUAAACAAAGAACCUAAAUUAUUUCUUGUCUUCUUUGCUUCAGACAGAAAAGCUUUUAUUCGUAAAGGCAAGCUGAGGUGCUGUGGAUCCUCUUUGUUCCUGAAGAACAAAUUUGGCAUAGGUUAUCACUUGACGUGAGUCAGCUAAUAAAAGUUUGAAUUUUAGUAUAGAUACAUUAGUUGAAAAUGGAGAUCAUGACUGCCUGGAUUAAUUUUUUUUCUUAUAUCAAAUAAUUUAAAAGUUAGAUUAAUGCAGUAAAUGAUAUUAAAAAUCAAAAUACAGAAUUUUGAAAUUAUCAAAAAAAUUACUUAGUCAUCAAAAACAUUUUUUUCUUUAAAACCAUGCAUUUUUUUAGUUUUCUUAUUCAGCUGGUGACCCCACAGAAAACCAUCCACCACCCAUUUUGGGGUCACAAACCAUGAGUUGGAAAACAGGGAUAAUGAUAAAAUGUAUUAGUAAAAAUAAAUUAACUUAGGAGGUUUCAAUUUUUUUGUAUCUACCAGAAGUCUUAUAAAAUGGUGAAUAAAGCUCUCAACUGAUCCGCAAUUAAAACAAAUAAUGUGUGGCACAGUGUCUAUUAUAGUUUAGUUUCUCUGGGAAAUAUAUCUCUACAAGACUUUUCAAAGAUGGCAGUAAGACAAACCUUUUUACCCAUAACUUCAUUUCAGCAUGGUUAUAACCCCUGACUGCCUCAUUGAAAAAGUGACAUCUUACCUACACUCCAUCAUACCGAGUGUCAAACAUCAAAGAUCUCAUGGCAAAGAGUUGGCCUACACAGUUCCACUCUGUGAUGUUUCCAAUUUCUCAAGUAUGAACAAUAGUUUAAUUAUAUCUACUGGGGAGUGUGGGGGGGGGGGGGGGGGGGUUAGGGUUAAAAAAAAAAAAAGCAGCCCCCCCCCCCCCCCUCCCCCCAGGGGGGGGGGGGGGGGGGGGGGGGGGCGGGCUUGAGACGGUAAAAAAAAAAGCCCACCCCCCCCCCCCUGCAUUUCUCACAUCAAACUACUAUUUCAUUCUUCUGUCAUCAUGCCCCACUUCUUUACUCACAUCAACCUAAAAUUGCAUUCUUCUGUCACUAUUCAUUUUAUGUUUAUAUUAGACAAGUUUCAGUAUCAAAAUUUGAAACUAUGAAAUUCUGAAAAGCUUAAGAGGUAAAUCCACUUUCAUAUAUUUGUAUCUGUGGUGAUCUGACUUGCGUUGUACUAGUGAGGGGUAUCUCUCAUAUGAGAUCUCCUCUUAGCACUCUGUCUAGGGAUUCGUUAAUUAAGCCAAAUUACCACAAAGACAUAAUAACCUAUCUUUAUACAUAUAGACUGAAAUGAAGUCAUAGUUAAAGGGGAAAAUAAUUACAAGUAUUUAUUGAAUAAUGAUAUUUACAAAUUCCUCCGUAGUACACUCUUGAUGAUUAAUAUAUAUAUACAUCAAAUAGAUGUCAUCUAAUUAGAAAGGUAUAUCAAUGCAAUGCUAGUGUCCAUAACAUACUGACGGUAUCAUCAUUAUUAAUGCUAUAUUGCUCAAGGUUCUAUGUUCAAUCUUUGUUGACUUAGCCUUUAUAGUUUCACUGAGGAUCUCGGUGGAUCACAAAGUGUGGGAGUUCCUUCUGUUCCAGAAGCGUGUCCCUGUUCCGGUCUUCGGAGCUGUUCCAAGCGUAGCGAAGUCGGAGUUCCCGAUCGUAGAUUCCGUGGGAUCUCUGCGAUGGGGAAGAUGACUCUCCAGUGAUAAAUCGUGGUUGUAAGAGUCUCUGGAUCUCGAGGUCCUUCUAGUAGCCGUAGGUAGUUUGGUGUAGGACGUGAAUCCAUCCCCUAGUUCCAGCUUCAAGGUAGUUGGUCUAGUAAUAGAAACCAGGCUAAAGGCAAAUGAUAAAAAAAAUGGAUAAGUAUCUAGGCGAAUAGUCAUAAGCUGACAAGUUCUGUUCCAACAGCAACGAAUUCAGAUUGAUGUAUGGAAGGUGACAUAGCUUUUACAUAUACAUCCUAUUUGUGGAGAGAUUUAUAAGUCUUGUCAUUGUCAGCGUAAGCAUAGGUUGCUUCGUGACAAUGUUGGACCAAGCAAACAUUUUAAUAAUGACGUAUGGGAUAUUGUAACAUUAACAACCAUUAUAUUUAUAGGUACAUAAUAUUCAUAUUGUCAUCUUGUUAAAAGAGACAUGAGCGAUUUGGAACAACAUGAUGGGAUGGCGGCGUGUCAUAGCCCACGGCAAAGGCAAUAUUAGAAUAAGAUCAAACAUGAUCAAAUACUUGCUACAUAGUUAUAUGAACACUACAUGUGGAAUAACAUAAUAUCAAAAUAAUGGUUGCAUACUUACCAGUACUCAAGGUAGCAGUCGCAGUUAAUGAUCACGCUAAUGAAGUCCUAAGUCUAGUUACUCCCAGCGUCCACAGUCAAGUGAUCAGAUCAUAAAAGACAUAUUCUUGCUUGUUCUGGCUAUUUAUUCGAAUUGGGUGAUGAUUCAAUUGGGUGGUUUAAAUGUUGUUUGUUUUCUCAUUCGAUGAUAAUCAUUUUUGAUGUUGCGGGUUUGACCUUCUAUCAGUGUGAGGUGGAAAAUGCAUAAGGCACGCUUUUGCAUGAGCUAUUAUGUGUAAGAAUGCAAUAACAACAAGGGACGUUACUCCGCUUUGCUGCCUCCAGGGCAAAACUGAGGGGAGGUAGGGUAUUAUUUUAUCAAGGUUUAUCGGUGAGAGGAGUUGAACACAAAAUCCACGCUUUUGGGGUGAGCGGAUUGAAUUAGGAAUGCAACAAGGAAAGUCACUUGGUAUAUGCUACUGCAAGGGCAAACCAAGGGAGGCAAGGGUAUUAUUUUACAAGAGUUUCCAAAGGUGGAUUUACGGUGAAAGAAAUUUGACAAAGUCCAGCCUCAAAUCGUCACAGUAUCAAUAAAAGGUGUGAGCUAAAGUCACUUUUAUAUAUUUGUAUCAACUUUAGUUGAUAGAAAAUUAUUUAUUUAAAAAAAACAACAACAUAUAUAUAUUGUGCUGCUUACCAGGGAGUAACUUUUAUUAUUGUGUAUUAUAUUUUUGUCAUGGAAUUGAAAUGGUUCUCACAAAAAUUAAAUUUUGCAAGUACACAUUCUUUCUUAAUAAGUAGCUGCUGUAAGUUCAGUGUUUUCUCAAUUUAUUGGCAUGAAAGCUGUUUACAGGGAUUUGAUAAAAAAUCUAAUAGAAAACAACUGAACCAAGACAAGGAACACUAAGCUUAAAACUUUUGGGGUCAUCUGUUGGAAAGGUCAAUAUCCUCAAACCCUAAAUUGAUUUUUCUAUAUAGAAGGGGGUAAAAUCAGUAGCGUAGUAUUAACGAGAGUAUAAAUAAUAAAGAAUUAAAAAAUCUACUGCUCUUUCCAUUUACUUAAUUCUGAUUAUAAAACUUUAGCUCCACAUCCUGACCAUUCAACAUUUCAGAAGCAUGUUCAGGGAUUUCUAUCAAGGGAAAUCAAAUAUUUCCAAGUUAAAAAAACAACCCUUGUACUACCCAUGGUUAAACCAUUUUACUCAACCUUUUCAGCAUUGUUUGAGCAACUGGAUGAAAAUGCGGCUGACCUAGGCAUCAAAAGCUAUGGCGUUUCCAUGACAACACUAGAGGAGGUCUUCUUAAAUCUUGGUGAGUCACAUUAAAAAAAUAUUAGGUGUAUUUACUAGCUGGUCCCUUACCAGAAAAGCUGAGAGCCUGCUCAAUACAUGGGAGAGGAAAGUCCUCAUGAAAUAUGUGGCCGUGUGAUUGACAACGAUGGAUGGAGACUCUGUACAAACCAAGGGAUAUAUCAAUUGUUCCAAAACCCACUCUUUGUUGCAACAAUAAAAAAAAGGCAGACUGCAGUUGACAGGACAGGACACCUUGAGAGUAUUCAUCAGAUAGAAACCUAGGGGCAGGUCGACCAAGGCUGAGAUGGACUGAUGAUGUAGACAAGGGCUUACAUCAGUUGGGGGUCCACUCAUGCAGGUGGAAAGCUAUGAAUUGAACUCAAUGGAAGGAUGUUGUGGACCAACAAUAAUUGCAAUUUCAAAUCAUUAAAAAAUAAAAAUAAAUUUGUAUUCUCCUUCAGUUGUUUACUUAUUUGCUUAGCAGAUAUGGUACAUACAAGUGGAUGUUACCAAUAUGAAACAAGAUAUGGUACAUACAAGUGGAUGCUACCCAUAUGAAACAAGGAAAUGAGUGAAACAAAGUAUGGAAAAACCUGAAAAAAGGAACAAAACUAACGUGUAGGCAGGAAGCCUACAUCAGCGAACAAAUAACCAUAAAAACAGAAUUAAAUAAAAAUAGCACUUAGCUGAAAUGCAUCUUGUUGCCCUCUCGGAUACAAUAUUUAAAUAAGUAAUUUCAAAUCUUAAAUAAAAAAUAUAUAAAGCAAUUUUACUAUUUAGUAACUACUAAAACUAAAGGGUUCCUAUAAAUAUGAUCAAUAGGUAAAGUGAACCUAAUUUUCUACAUUUAUUUAUUUAGUUGAUCUCUGAUUAAGUCUAGAAUGAUGCAAUCCUUAACUCAGGUACGUGCCAAAGUACAUCCUUGCACUGAAUUAAUAAAACAAAAUAUCCUAGAGGAAUUGAAUAGACCUACGAUUUUCCAACCCCACGCUACCAUCAUAUAUUCCUUACCUUUUUCUUUGCAAGAAAUUUUAAAAAACUGUAUAUCAAUAAAUAAACAUUAGUCAUCUACUUUGGGAAGUGACCUUGUUUUAGACAUGGGAUGUGAGUAGUUAUGGUGACAUUGUGCUGUAUGUUUAUUAAUUACUAUUAGGAUUUGGCAUUGCACAUUUUUGAGAUGGUAUAUUACUACUCUGAAACAAAAAUGUACUGCUAUUUUGGUAACCAGGUCUGUGAUACAUAUUUUUUUAAAAUGAAAGCUAGUUGCUGUACGGUAACACUGAGCUAACAGAGACAUUCUUUGUUUCAACAGAGGCAGAUGAGGCUGUGGAAGCUGAAGAAGAGGAGUCUGGAGAAAUCAAUCACACAUUUUCUGCCAAUGCAGACGAGGCCAAUAUUGUCGACAUGGACCCACAGCACCGAGUCCCAGCAGACCCAUCGAUGGGUAAAUCUGUUGUUAGAGGUGGCAGUUUGACCAAGCAGAGAUUCAUGGCCCUGCUCAAGGUCAGUGCAAGUGAUGGAGGUUCAUCUAUUUCUUAUUCACACACCUUCUAAUUUAUGUCAAUAAUGUUGGCAUCUGUUUGUUUCUCAUUGGAACUCUCUCAAGCAAAACCUCGUACCCUGUGCAAGAUGAUGAUUUUAUUUCAGAGUCAAUUGUUGCUCAAGCAAGCUCUCACUCUCCAUUCCGCUGUUGGAACCAAUUUUAAUGAGUUCAUUGUCAGACCACAUUUAGAGUUCCAUCUCCAGAUUAAUCUUCCUGUAGUCUUAAGGUGUAGCUGCAAGGUGGCAGAGGUUUAUGAGCCAACAUCUUAUAAUACGUUCCAUCUAUCUAAAGGGCCCUCGUUUUUGUUAAUUUAUUUUAUUGUAUCGCUAGGCUUUGUACCUUGUUAGUAUCCCAGAUGCAAGCAUUUAAGCCACACCUAACCACACAUCCACCGAGCCACAAAUUAAUGUGGAGGGCGUUGUUUGUUGAUACUUUAUUGAUGAUUUUUAAAGCGUAAAGUUGGAGGUAUAUUUAAUGAGCCAUAAUCCUUCUUAACACUUAUUACAGUAAAUAAUGAGCUCCAAAAUGAGAUAAUAUCCAAUAUUUCACAAAUUUUGUUAUCGACUUCUUUUUAAAAAAAAGUUUGAUGAGAAAUUUUCAUAACUCUGAAAUUUGGCAACGCUGGUAAAAAAACAUUUGAAUUCACAAUGCCUAAUAUUUAUCUCUUUUUCUUUUUAAAAAUGAAUUAUAUUUUGUUUUUCAGAUCAGAUUCCUUCUUAUUAUCCGUAAUGUCAAGGCUGUGUUUUUCCAAAUCGUGCUGCCUGUUGUUUUUGUUGUGAUUGGUCUAGUGCUGGCAAAGUACCAGGCCGCAUCCCCCGCUUCCUACCCAACGCCUCUAGAAAUGAGCCCUGAGCUUUACGUUGCAUCUCCCGCAGCCACAAACUUGUCAUCACUUUUAAUCUUCGAUGGUGUCAGUAAGUUUUUUUUUAAAACUGUAUAUUUUUACAUUAUAGAUUGUAACGUAUUAUAUAUUAAAUUAUAUUGCCUUUAAUGGACCGAGCUGUGCACCAUCCAAUUUGUGAAAUGCUUACCCCCUCCCCCCUCCCUCUCCCUGCCAUGACUUAUGCUAAGAAGGUUAGAUAAUAGCUUCUGGGGAAUCACUUCAGUAAUUCGUGCCAUUGUUUGCUCUUUUAUUUUUUCAUAAAAAGGAGAUUAAUUGCAAAAUAAAAUGAGUAAAACAGAGUAGGGUUAAACCUGAAAAAAUAAACGCAACAAAACAGCGAACGUGUCGGCAGAAAGCCUUCGCCAUCAGCGAACAAAACAACAGAAAAAACAGUAUAAAAAUAAGAAAUAGCACUUAGCUGGUAAGUAGUAUCUGUCAGAUACUACUUACCAGCUAAGUGCGGUAAGUAACAUCUGUCAGAUUCUACUUACCAGCUAAGUGCUAUUUCUUAUUUUUAUACCGUUUUUUCUGUUGUUUUGUUCGCUGACGAAGGCUUUCUGCCGACACGUUCGCUGUUUUGUUGCGUUUAUUUUUUCAGGUUUAACCCUACUCUGUUUUACUCAUUUUAUUUUGUACUAACCUGAUUGCAGUCUCUCCCCUUAUUACCCCGAGAUUAAUUGCAGCAUUCUUCAUGUUUAAAAUAAUUAUAGUUUUGGUUUCUUUUCAUUUAAAUAUAUUUAUCCAGAAACAGCUGGCUCUGGUAAGAUAAUUGCAGACUGGAAGGAAGACUACAAGGUUGAAACCUAUGCCGCAGGAACUAAAAACACCUCAGAUGUGGCGCCACAUUAUCUUGGAAUGCAAAUCAACAAGCUGAUGGGAGAUGUGAGUGUCCAGUAAAUUAUCUGUUGAAUAGGCUUAAAUUUAUCAUUAACGAAACAAAAUUAAGAUUUAUCACAAAGGCAAUUUCUGGGUGUUGUGGGCCCAUACAAGCCAUUCUAGUAAGCAGAUAUUUUGGCCCAGAGUUUACUGAUGUGGUAGAGUUGAGCAUUAUCAAAUCAUAGACAUCUGGCUGGGGAAGGAAGGAUAUUAUUUUUUAAAAUUUCAAUAAUUUUUGCCUUAAUAUUGAGGAGCGUAUUUUCAAAAGGGGUUAAGUCCAAUUUAUUUCUCUUAGUGGUUUGUCUAAAUGCAACUUAAUUUAUCAUAGGAAACAGAUUUAUCUUUUUCUACUUUAUUUGCCCUAGUUACUUGUUAGUCUUCUGUAUAAAUGCUUAGGAAUCCUAUAGUAACCGUAAUUCAAUUUGUUUUAAAAAAUAUAGCUAAGCCCCUUUUGAUAAAAGGUCUUCAUUUUUCUUCUGCCAUGACUGAACUCAAUUACUAAUCGUAAGCUUAAAUGUCUCUACCCAUCUUAAUACAGAAAAUUUCAAUUCUUGCUACAUAUUAUGAAGUCAUUCACACAUUUAAAAAAACAACAACUCAAUGUUUCUUUACAACCAUAAUUUCCCUACUAAUUUUUAUCACUCAAAGUUAAAAAGUUUUAUUUUUGCAAUUAUUUCAAUUGUGACAGUUUCUUAUGAAACCUUUUUUUUUCAUUGUCUUAAGCUUCUUCAGAAUUUUGUGAUUCUCUACAAUGACACAGCACUGCACAGCAUCCCGGUGGCGAUCAACCUGGCCACGCAGAGCAUUCUAAAAAGCUCCAACCUCAGCGCCAGAGUCAGUGUCUACAGCUUCCCUUGGCCGGAGAUCAGCCAAGUGAUAGCAUUUAACUCUGCGGCCAUGACUGGUCCAUUGUUGAUUGGAUUGGCAUUUAUCCUUGUCAUUCCAGGAUUCGCUGCCGACAUAGUUCAGGAUAGAGAGGUGGAUUUUGAUGUUUGAAUACAAUAUUAAUAAUCAACAAUAAUGCCUAAUCCUUACCCAGUCAAGCUCUGUGCACAAUCACUCAUUAUGUUAAUAAUAAAAAAUGCCUGCAGUUAUUAAAUACUUUAUUGUGUCACAUGUUACAUUAUAAAUUGUGUAAAUGUUCAAGGGUUUUUAUUUGAGUAAGUAUAAAGGUUUGCUGACCACUGCAUGGUGUAAUUUUAUGUGGUUCUCAGUGGAAGCUAAGAGGACAGCUGCGUAUCUCUGGUGUGAGGUUCAGAGAGUACUGGGGCACCAUUUACCUGUCUGAUAUCCUCCUCUAUCUGAUCCCUUCAGUUUCUGUGCUCAUCAUAGUUCUUGCCAUGCAGGUAAACGCAGCUUUUUUUUUGUAGCUGUGAAUAGUUUCUACAUUAACUUUUGCAUGAGCAGUUUUAAUGUUGUUUAUUGUUACAGAUAAAUCCACAAUAACCAAUAGAUUCAUUCAGUUUAGGAAGGCUAUUAAGAAUUGAGCAUGAAACAUGCUUUCAGUUAAGUCAGUAAUUGAUCUGUCAGCUACGUAUUUCCAUUCAUUGAUCAGUUUAUCUGGCCUUCAUAAUUUGAUGCAGCAGUUUGAGACUUUUUCCCCCUCAGGUUCCUGGCCUGAGUUCUACUGGGGCCAUGGGUGCACUGGUCCUGCUGUUCAUCACAAAUAUCCCCUUCAACAUCCUACUUGGCUUUGUGCUUUCCUUCAUAUUUGACAAGACAGAGUCAUGCUUGGCCUACUUGCCUCAAAUUAUGAGCAUCGUAAGUAAACACAGUGUUUGUCAUUGUGUCCAAGCUGGGACCAACGUUGAUAGUCUAUUGAAGAAAUAACAAAAAUUAAUAAAAUAGAUCAAAAGUUCAAAAUGUAAUAAACGCAUGUAAUUAUGAAUUCAAAUCAUGCAUGUUUAUUAUGUUAAUUAAGUCUUUUUUAAAAAGCAGAUGCUUAUCACAAGGGCUUAUUUCUCUUGCUCAAUUGCUACAAGUAUAUUUAUUCAUUUUGAACUAGUUGAAGCUCAUAGGCUGAGUAGUUGAAAUAACUUCAAGAUUAAGAUCAAAUUUGCAUUUAUUUAAGAACAUAGUUCUGAAAAGUUUUGUGACACCAUACUUGAGGGAAAUUUUGCCAACACCAGUAAGGGUUACCUGUAUUUUUUCAUACAUGUAAAAAAAAAAACCCAAAAACCUGGCUCUUACUGUCAUGUGUCUUUGUGAAACUUGUAUUCGUAUCUUGCUUUUAAUGAUGCGUGUGCACAGUUUUUAAAGCUUAGCCAUCAUGGUCUGAGGUUUUGUUUAAGCUGCUGUGCUUGUUUUCCCGGCCAGGGUUCAAUGCUUCCCUACAUCACCGUGUCCCUGGUGGACAUGAUCUCACGCAGUAAUGUUGCCGUCUAUUUACAUUACGUCUUCUGCGUCAUUGAUCCACCUUAUAUUAUCUUUGGAGGAUUCUACUUCAUUUCAAGAGUAGGUCAAUUGUUAUUUUAACCUAAUAUUAAGUAUUUCCUGUUAUAACUAGGUUUAUGACAGUUUUGUUAUAUUGGGUGCAAUCAGAGCUUUUGAAUUGUUUCUCUGGAAAGAAAGAGAAUGUACAUUAAAAUUUGUGCUCGGUUAUGCUAUCUGAUCUAGGUAUCUAUUUCUUUAUAAACCUAAAAAAACAACAAUUUGUUAACAAUGAAUUUGGUUGGAGCAAUAGUGCCUGGUUAUUUUUUUUCUUCUUUAUAUAAACAACCGAAUUCCUAAGGGUCAAAUAAAAAGGAAAAUAAUAAUUGGCUUUUAAAUACAUUAUGAUAAUUAGCAAUUCAUUUCAAAAUCACUCUGUACAUAUUUCUUACGUUUUGAAAUAUUUACUUCAAAAGAAUUACUCGAGUUCCAGCUCUCUUUUAAGAAAGUCUUAAAUGAUUAAAGUUAUCACAGAAACAAUUAGGGAUAAUUAUUUUGUUGACAUCCAAGACUACAAGAUUGAUUCUUCUGCAUAAAGAACUAACAUUUCUUAUCAUCAGAUCAACCUGGUUGCUGUUUUGAGUGGGUUUGAAGCUAAAACAAGUGACUACUUCAAGUUUGAUAAUCACAUAGUCAUUACUAUAAUAAUGGUAGGUACACAAUUCAAUAACUGAUUUAGUACUACACGUUUAAUGGGGGUAAUAAGGGGAGAGACUGCAAUCAGGUUAGCACAAUAUAAAAUGAGUAAAAUAGAGUAGGGUUAACAAAACAACGAACGUGUCGGCAGAAAGCCUUCAUCAGCAGGCGAAACAACAGAAAAAACUGUUUAAAAGUAAAAAUAAGAAAUAGCACUUAGCUAGGAAGUAGUGUCUGUGGGCAGCAAAAGAAAUGGGACAGAAAGUAAGUGAGUGAGGGAUUAAAUAGGGAAGAGCGAAAGAAAAGAGGAGAAAAAAGUCCACUGCGAUAGGUCAGGACGAGGAGGGGCGGAGCUAGGGUCAAACUGUGAAAAGGGACAUAUCAUUCAUCCCCGUUGGCGUCAAAGUGCCAUAAGUAAGGAUAAGCGUUCUUGGAAUACAGGCUUAUGUUAUGUCCCUUUUUUGUUGCCAUAUUGUUGGUUAAGAACAACAAUCAGAAAUUAUUCAGUUUUAUAAGGACUUAUACAGCCAUAUUGUCACGUCAACAUUGAUCUUCCUAGGAGUGAGGCCUGAAUGGCUAGCAGUUGAAUAGUAUGGUAGUGAUCAAAAUUUCACCUAAAUUACUGUAGUAGACAGGACUUUGACAACAAUAAUUAAAGAUUUUAUUAGACACUUUUGACUCUAAAUCUCCAAUUGCAAUAAUCUUCAUGGGAAGUCUGUUACAGCUUGCAUCCCAUGCAGGGUGGGGCAUUCUAAAAACACUAGCCUUGACAAUAAUCUUCAUUGUUAGUCUGUUUCAUGCAUUGUGUGACAUUCUAAGAACACUAGACUUGAUGAAAAAAAAACUCAUUUAAGAAAUACCAUCAGAUUUGUUUUGUAUUUUCAACAGCCAGUGAUACACUUCAUUUGGAUGUACUGGUUGGUUAGGGUAUUGGAUGUUUUUAAAACUGGAGGAAAAGUCCAGGAAGCUUUCCCUUGUGCUGUCAAGGCUGUCUCCAGGUCGGUUGUCAACAACACAGACACCAUAGAGGAUGAGGAUGAAGACGUGAAAGCCGAGAGACAACGUGUGGAACACUUACAAAGUAUUGAUUCAACUGUGAGUAAAUUAGUUUGUUCUUUAUGACCAGUCCUUGAGUCACAUUUAUAAUUGAGGUCUGUCGCUCACAUUCAUGAUUGAGUUCUGUCGCUCACGUUCAUAGUUGAGUUCUGUCACUCACUUUUAUAAUUGAGUUCUGCCGCCAAGUUUAAUUUUAGCCAUAGUUCCCAAGUCAAUCACCUUUCUGUCCUGGACUUUAUUUUUCAGCAGCUUUACAUCUUAGAGAAGCUUAUAACUUAAUCAAAACUAUGGGCAUUCACUCUUAUGUAAUGUUUUAUUGUCUUUAGCACUUUAAACACAUUUUCUAUGUGUAAUUUCAAGUUACCUAAUUGCUAAUAAUUUCAAUUGUAACUUUUCAGAAUUGAACAAUAAUAAUUUAUAUGGCUGUGUUGAAAAACUUAAUCUACUAAUAAUUAACCCUUUACAGGGCAGAGGCAAGUCCUCUUGCUAGUCCUGAACGAGCACCAUUUCUCCGGUUUUUUAGUAAGAUUUUGGGUUACGUUAGUAAAAAAAUUAAAAAAUGGUUAAGGCAAUGAGAUGAAAACAUCAUCAGUGAUCAAUUAACUUAUUGAGCAAAUAAUCUUGUGUAUCCAAAUAUUUCUUAAAAACUUUAAUAUCUUUGUUUGAAAUUAACCUUUGCCUAUGAAUUACAAUACAUCUGUCACCAUAAAUGAAUGAAUUUCUAUCAAAAAUUUUUAAAAAAUCAGUUUAAAAAAAUCAAAUUAGAUAUGUUCACAAUUUAAUCAAUUAAUUUUGUAAUUUAAAUGUGUAUUUUCUAACAGUAAAUAAGUUUUAUUCCUUAACAUGUUUUUAAUAGUUACUUUCUAAUGACAUCUAUGGGAUACACUAUUGUGCUUUGACUUUAACAUGACUAUUAUGAAUAUUUGAUGUACCUGUGCCUGUAAUCUACUAACAUAAAUUUCUGAUCUCAUGGCUGUUGAGUCACAUUAAAUUUAGCCUUAAUAUAACUUUAUUAACCUAUAUAAAUUUGUAUAUCAAGACUGUUAUCUUCUUUCUUUUGCCCAAUCAAAUGAAAAGCUUUAACUUCUAAAUUAUUCAAACAAUCACCAGGAACAUUACAUUUAAAAUGUUGCCAGGUUGUAUGAAAACUGGGACGGUGAUUCCCAUUAAAAAAUAUCUUUAGAUUCAUAACACACUAUCGCUAUCACUAUCACUAAAGAUUGAUAGUGUUUAUGUAAGUAACAGCAAUGAGAAAUAAAAGGCCAAAAAAAAAAAAAAAAAAAAAAAAAAAAUAAAAAAAAAAAAAAAAAAAAAACAUUAUUAGUUCUAAAAGCAAUGAUUAGCCGUACCACCAAAAAUCAGUUAAACUGUUAACAAUGGCCUCGACAGCAAUAAGCAAUAAGACUGUUGACAAUGAUAAAUUUUAAAAAGCAAUAGUCAGCAAUGGUCAUGAUCAGCUUUAUUUUAUUGGUCAACACUUUCUUGAUGUAGGAUUGAUCUUAAAGAGCAUUAGAGUUGUGAAUGCAUUUAAGUGAACCAACUUUUCCCCCACUCUUUACACAGAGCUUUUCCCCACAGUUGGGCCUAAAUCAAGCCGCAACUAAGGUACUGCUAAUUAUUAUAAUUUCAUUUAGUUUUGUAUGAUAGCCUCCAUAUGCACUUCUGUUUGGUGUUUUUAAUUUCUGUCAAUAAAUGCACAAUAUUUAUUAAAACCAAGUCCCGAAUAGCAAAAAUUCCACUGUCAAAACGAGGGGCUGCUUAAAUCCAAUGAUAAAAAUUACAUGAAAAAGUGUAAUAUACUACCACUGAGGCUUAACAAAAAUACAUGUGAAUCAUUUCUAGAUUUUUACUUACAUAGUUUGUAAUUUUUAAAAAGAUUAAUCUAGUGUUAAUAUUAGAAUUUGAAAUGAGCUUUACUGGGUGCAUAUUGCUGUAUGUCUAGCAAAUGUGUGUGUUGUCUUUGUGUAGACAUGUAGAUACCGGUACCUUCACCAUGCUUGCUAAACAAUGUGUUAAUAAGAGCUGCUAGUAGAACAUGAUUUGAUAUUGUAGUGGGCUGACCAACUAUUUACCUACCACUUGCUGCCCUUAAUUUUCUUUGAUCAAGAUUCUGGCUGAUAUUAAAUAAGUAAUUCAGUUACCGGAAAUUAGUAUAAAACUAAUGUAUACGAAGGAAUGUUGUUAGAAUGGAAGUUUGUUCCAAAUGAAUUUGUUCCAAAUGAAAUUUUUUCAAAAUGAAAUUUAAAAAAUAAAUAAAUUUUAAAAAAUGGGGGUCUGCCUAAAUAUAAAUUUUAAAAUAAAAUUAAUUUUUCCACAUCAUUUUGUUUCAAACAAACUUUAUUUUCAAAAAAAUUUUGAAUUUAUUGAAAGAAAUAGUGUUUGGAUAGAUUAGAUUGCCAAUAAUUUUUUUUAAACACAUUAAUGUUUUCUUUAUUUAUCACUCAAUGCAUGACAUUGUUGUAGUGCUUCCUGCCCUGUGAACAAUGCUUGCUUUCAUAUCUGCUUCUAAAUCAUUGCAAUAUUUUUUGAAACCCUUAAACAAAUGUUUUCCUAAUUUUUUAUUAAAUCUAAUAUUUUGUGAGAUCGCUUUUCCCUUUUUCAACAUUGAUUCUACAGAAUUGCGUGUAACUUUCAUUAUCGCCAUAAAUAUAACUUUAUCUGUCUCCCUAUAACAUAAUUUUCUCUCUCAUGCAGGAACCAGUGGCCUUCACCUCACAGUUAAGAAAAACGUAUGUCAAACGUACAAAAAAAGGGAAGCCGUGCUUCUCAGAAGACACAAAACACAAAACUAAAGUGGCUGUGAGGAACUUGAGCUUUGGUGUUGAUGAGGGGGAGGUGGUGGGGCUGUUAGGUCCCAAUGGAGCAGGCAAAACCACAGCGCUGAGCAUGAUUAUAGCAGAGACAGAACCCACAUGUGGAAAAGUAAGAGAUUAAUCCAGAGUAGAAGUAUCAACUAUUUUUUUUCUCAAGAUAUUGUGGCUGCUAAAACUGAAUAUUAUUUAUUAAACUCGUAGCAGUUAGAAAUUUUCACCACUAUUAAUAAUUUUCAGAUGGAUUCAUCAGUGGUUUACAAUCAGUGAAAAAAAAUUGUAUAAAAAUUUGCAUUGUUAAUCUGUCAUUUAUGAAAAAUCAGUUUUAAUGAAUUUUUAGUCCAGCAAAGGAAGUAUCUAGAAGAAAAAGAACAAUUUUGUGGAAAAUGGAAGGAAAACGGAGAUGAACUAAAAGCGAUGCUGCAUUCCUUUAGUGUGAAAAGAUGAUCUUUUAAAAAAAAUUAAAACUUUUUAAAGUGCCCAUAUCAAUUAAUAAUGUGGGACUUCAGGAAGGUUCCUAUCCCUUAUUUCUAUGCUAUUUUAUGUCUGACUUGUAAUUAGAUGAGCUUUGCAUAAUGAUAAAGGUUAAUAACAAUGAUAACUUCAAGGUUUCUAUUUAUACCUUAUGUCAGUUUUCACCCAUUAUUCUUAACUAUGUCUCAAUUAAAUAUUCAACAUAUUCAAUAUUAAAAAUUGUCACUUAUAGUUUGUGUCUUUUAACAAGUUUUUACUUCUAUUGUUUUAUAUUCUUUGUGGAGUCAAAUAGACAUAAGUUCAAGACUCUGACAAUUGCCUCAUGACUCCCUUUUCAACUUGCAAUGCAGAUAUGAAACUGCUAACUUUGAUUUUGCAGGUUGUAGUGUCUGGACACAAUGUCCGCACACACUUGCUCACGGUCUUAGAAUGCCUAGGAUAUUGCCCUCAGCAUGAUGCCCUCUGGGAAACAAUUACACUGGAGGAACACAUUAAAUGCUUUGCUGCCAUUAAGGGCAUCGACCCCAAGCGCUUGGACGAUGUUGUCAAUUUGUAAGUUUUAGAGUACAUUUCUUUUUAAAUAGGGUGGAGCAUCUCUAUCUCGAAGCUAAGUCAUUUUCUCACGUUCAAAAAGUAAAACUAUUGCUAACUUUGUUGAACAAUUCAUGUGUGUUCUCCAAUCUUAAACCAUGUAUCCCAGCUUGUGGGUGCCGGCUGGCUGAGUGUUCUAAACUGAGUAAAUUCCAAGCUAAUGGACUUGAUUUCAAUACCUUGGAGCACAACUCAUUUAAGAGAAGGCAUAUUGCUAAAUCAAACACACAAAUUGAGUCCUGUAGGCCAGUGGUCCCCAAACCCCGGGCCGGUACCGGUCCAUGGAUCAAAUGGUAUUGGGCCGCCGAAGAAACAUUAAAAUUAUUUCCAUUUUAUAAGCUUGCCAGGUUUUCUGGAUGAUAAGUACGGACGUAUGAACACAAAGGCUCACAGCAACCGGAACCAUACAGGCGGAGGGUGGGGGGGCGGGGGGUUGUUGUGCUUGAUUUUUUUUUUGGGGGGUGACUCGUACGCUUUUAGCCCCCAUCCCUAUUAAAAAAACCAAAGACAUUAAACAAUUUAAUGGGUAAUUUUAACGUUAAAGGUUACAUUUUAAAAAAAAAUGAGUCCCGUAUACAGCCGACAAUUUGGCCAGCCCAGUGGUCCCCAUAUUAUGUGUCGUUCAUGCAGAGCCAUGAGAAUGGGGCAAAGAGGGCUGUCACAGCGGGAACCAAAUUCUUCUUUAUAUAGAAUCUUAAUAGUGAAUUAAAAUAUCAAAUCCCAAAUAUUUCAGAAAGACGAAGGGGACCAAAAAUCGUCUUUUUUUUACUGAUCUGCCCAGGGGGCACUUUUUCUAUACAUUAAGUGGCACUAUUUUCCGGCUUCGCCCCAGGUGCAACAUUUCCUCUGCAGGAAACAAACAACAGUAAAAACAGAAUAAAUAAAAAUAGCACUUAACUGAAAAGUAGUAUCCGAGAGGGCGGCAAAAAAAUGGUGAAAACCUGUUUUGCAUAAGCGCCGGGAAUCAAACAUUCUAGGGACCACUGAACUAGCACAUUGAAGAUACUUUGGAAGAAAUAUUACUGUGCUACCGCUACUACUGAGUACUAUCAAAGCGAUAUCUAUAUAGUAGGGUUUGCAAUCUGGGAUCCCGAAUCUCAAAUAUACUGGAAUACCGGAUCAUAAAGGAUGCUAAAAAAAACAAAAACAAACCGGGAUUGAAUGUAUGACAACCGGGAUUUUCGAAAUUCACGGGAUUUCAUUAAAAAAAUAUAUAUUUAUUGUUUUUCAUAGUGUCCAUGUCGUAGUUAAAGCAAGACAUGGCAAUAAUUUAUGUGAUGUGCGAACCCCUCACAACACGUGUAUGAAGUUCAAAGAAAGCCCAACGACAGACUAGAUUAUAAUUUAAAAAAACAUAUAAAAAAUAAAAACCAUCAACUACCCUCAACCCAGUGGGCCGCUGUAAAAUUAUCAAACGUUGACCGGUCCACACAACAUCCUCUUAUAGCAUUGAAAAUGGUUUAAAUCAUUUAACACUGAACAUAGCAACUAAUCAAAAUAUAAAUGAGUGUAUUUGAAAUAUUGCUCACCAAUUUUUUGUCGCACUUAUUGUAGUGGUUAUCUUAUAGUUCUAUUUCAACUACUAUUUAGUUGGCAAGACAAGUUCUCAUUUUGAUGUUCUCAUUUUGAUGUUCUCAUUUCAAUGUUCUCAUGGGUCAUCAGCUACAUAUCUAAUCUGAAGCUGGAGGAGCACAGAAAGAAACAUGCCAAGAAACUAUCUGGUGGCACCAAGAGAAAGGUUUGAACUUAAAACUACCCACUUCAGUAUUGAUUUGUGAUGAUAUUUUGUUGUACUGAACUUUUCUUUAUUUUUCUCAUCUUCCAGACCUUUGUGGUUAUUUUUCAAGCAUACAAACAUGUAUUUUAUAUAGUUGCUUCUUUAUCUCCUAUGAAUUUCAGUAUUAUCAUGUUAAUUGGUACUUAUAUACACAGUUUUUAUAUUUAAACAAAAUUAAGUUCACCAUUCAAUCAAUUUGCUUUGCAUAAUUUUUUGUUAUUGGAAUAUGAUGCCAUAAUAAUGUAAGAUUGUCAGUUUAAUCUAAAAUUUCAAAUUAACCCUAGUAAUUUGAACCAAAGUCUCCAUCUAGAUUUUGAGCUAUUAACAAAAUAAAAGAAUAUUUCAUAUAAUCUUAAACCUAACCUUAUCUCAGGUAGCUAUGACACUUUUUAUAAGAGGCUUAAGUCAAAGCGUUACCAUUUCAAUCAAAUCUCACUAUUUUUAAACUCCUAAUAAUUGUAAUAUUUGCUUAGAUGAAAGCAUUUAUUCCUAAUUUCUAUUGCCAGCUAAGCUACAUAAUGAGCAUGCUGGGAUCUCCUCAUCUGGUUUUACUUGAUGAACCAUCCACUGGAAUGGACCCACAAUCUAAACGUUUCCUAUGGUCAGUUUCGGUCUCUUCAUAUCUUUGGUAUUGACAAAUAUUUGAGACUGCUCUGCGUUAUCCAAUUGUUUGAAAAAGUUCAAUUCUAAAUGCCUUUUUGUUGCUGAUGUAAUUGUCAUUUACUCUCUUUUUAUUUUGUUUUAAGUUUUUGAUUAUUAUGAAAGAAUGGCCCCGUAUAAAUCUAGACCAACCACUAUUUACAAUAAUAUGUUUAAUUCACCAUUGAAUAUUUAGCUAAGUAGUAAUUGUUAACUCUGUGAGACUGAACAGAGGACUAGGUUAAUCUUGGCUUCCCUUUCUCAAAUAAUUAACUAAUGAUAAGAGGGUUGGACAGCAUUAAAGCUUUUGGGUAGAUUAAUAAGACACAAACAAUGUAUGUCAAUAAAACAAUAUGGGUAAAGCAUUAAUAAUGAUUACACAGAAUGCAAAUGUUUUGGCAAACGCCUUCAUCAGGACAACCAAAUUAUUUUAAAAAAAAAAUCAUUCAAAUAAGUAUAGAUCUAAAUUAAAUUUACACGAAUAAAUACACAAAUAAACUGUCAAGCUGUCGAUCUCUGCUGUACCAUUUUGCCCACUUUCUUAUCGGUUCUAAAUUUGAAAUUUGACGUCAACUUAGAUAUGCUUUAAACUAUUUUAAAAAGGUACCAAAGGUAGAGUGUCAGUUGUGUGUACCAGUUAAUUGUAUGCUAGAGCUACCACUCAUGGAAAUGAGAAUAAUAAUUCAGAAACAGAAUGAUGAGUAGAUGAACAUUUCUUGAUGUUUUUUCUAGGGAUACCAUCAGCUCCAGUUUUAAAGGCACAGAUAGAGGGGCCAUACUUACCACACAUUAUAUGGAGGAGGCUGAUGCCCUGUGUGGACGAGUGGGCAUCAUGAUCAAUGGACAAUUGGAGUAAGCUUCAGUCAAAUUUUAAAUGUUGUUGAAAUUAAUUGAAGGUCUUUAGCAGUACAAUACUCUUGAUCCACAUACUCUUGAUCCACAUACUCUUGAUCCACAUAACAUUUCUUGUAAACAACCCAUAUUACCUGCAUGCUGCCCCAGAAGUCACAAAACUAAAUGAGAACUAAUAAGUCCCUGAUAUGACUAAGAGAGUUCACUGAAUGGCUGUUUUUUUCACUAGAAAAAUAAUUUAAUGUAGAUGUCUUGUGUUCAAAUUGUUUUAUUUAUGUGCCAAAAAUGUAAAAUGCAAUAAAAAAACAUUUCCACUUGUUUGAAUCAUUAAAAAAAAUCGUAUCUUAUCUUAUGAUCAGCUUGAUGCUGAUUUAGCCCAGAACAUGGUAAAAUAGUUUUACUUUAAAAAAAAUGAAAAACCUUGAAGUGGCAGAUGUAGUAUAUCCGAAAUCAUUAUCUAAUAAAUAAUGUGUCUUACAAGAACCUUAGAUACUCCCAUUGAAAUAAAGCACACAAAUGUCAUGUACCUACCUCUCGAUGGUGUUAACCAGCUUUCUGACUGCAGGUGUCUUGGUUCCACUCAGCACCUUAAGUCAAAGUAUGGCAGUGGCUACAUUCUUGAGAUCAAAUUGGGCUACCAUGACUCAGCACAGGUGGAAUCUUUGAUGGAUAACUUGGAGCAACAUCUGAACACUUUAUUCCCAGGUCAAUACCUCAGAUGUGUCUACUUUAUGUACAUUUGAAACAUUUUGACACACAUUAUAGAAUCAAGGUCAAUACCUCAGAUGUGUCUACUUUAUAUACAUUUGAAACAUUUUGAUACACAGUAUAGAAUUCAAGUCAAUACCUCAGAUGUGUCUACUUUAUGUACAUUUGAAACAUUUUGACUCACUAUAGAAUCAAAAACUAAAUGUUUAUUGGUUGUGCAAAUCGCAACAAAAACAACAAAUUGUUGUGGUACGUUUUCAACUUUAUUCCAUUUCAGGCAAAUUUGUAAUACAUAAAUUUAGUUUCAUGAGGCAGUUCACUAUCAUUUUAAUUUCAUCUAAUUAUUCUGCAAUUCUAUACAUUGCCGCCAUGAUCUAUUUUUUGUAACUGAACUAUUCUGUUACUGACAUUUGACAGGUUUGGAAAAAGUUGAACGCUUCCAAGAGAGAGCUCAGUAUUCCAUCCCCAGGGAAGAUGUCAAACACUUGGGAGCAACAUUUGCCAACCUGGAGAGCUGUGAGUUCUUUUAGUUCUUGGUGGUUAUUGACCUUGUCGUUGAGGUUUCCUUUUGUUGAGAUGCAGGCAGCAGCUGCUCAAACAGUUCCUUGAGUUAAUGCUCUCUCCAUCACUGGUCAGCUAUUCCAUGAUAUCAAGCCCUCCAUGGCUAGAGGGUAAUUUUGCUUGUGUUUUCUUUGACGACUUACAGCGAGAUGACAGUGAUCUUUUUUUAAGUCAAAUAAAAACGUCAUGUUGACCUCCUAAUACUAUAAUAAGUUUAUCAUUGAUCCAGAUGGAGGGGGAUAACUGGAUGCUUGUUCCCUACUGUCGGGAUCCGUUUGUGCUUGGUUUCUUUCAUCAAAUUCUUUUACACGUUCAUAUGUUGUAAUCACACUGAAUCAAGUGCAAGUCCCUUUUCCAAUGGCAAUGUAAACUUUAACCCAGAAACAUAUAUAUCAGCGUGUACAAUGAAUUACAUGUAUGACGCAGCUUGCUAUAAGUAGAAGAAUAUUGUUUAACCUUCAUCCACAAGGUUCUCUCAUCAACUGCCAAAUGAACAGCAUGUAUGCCUAAGACAAUAGACAUGAUAUCACAACUACAAUAAAAUUAGUCACAAUAUGACAAGUCUAAAGGCUGGAAAAGCAUUCAUUAAAUAAACUAAUGCACAAAACACAUCACACACAGUAAAAUGAAAAAUGCGGUGUGCAACAAUUACUAUUGAAUACCCUUGCUCGAAACCUCCUUCCUUUCUUUGAAACAAAAAAUGAAAAUACCUUUUCAUUGUUUUAAAAAGGUCUGAAGAUGUAGCCAGUUCCGGAAUUAAAAGAAAAAGUCUAAUGAAACAUGUCUUUCUACAGUCUUAAAUUAUAUUUUUGUAUUGCUACAGGUAAAACGACACAUUGCCUUGAGGAAUACAAUUUCAGUCAAAGCACACUUGAGCAGGUAAUUUAUCUUUACCAAAUAUUUUGUGAUUGGAGCUAGAAGUAAAGAAGAACCAUUUAAAACUUGUAAUAUAAUCAUGUGAUGCUUGUAUUUAUUUUUAAACAAUGGAAGCAUAACAAAAAGGGAAGCGUUAUACGCAGUCGACUGCGCAUAACCCUGAGGGUUAUUCACAGCCGACUGCGUAUAACUCUCAGGGUUAUGCGCAGUCGCCUAGGAAUCUAGCCAAAUAAGGUUUAUCAAUCGCUUGUUUGGCAAUUUAAAAAAAAGUAUUAUGCGUAAUGAGCUGCAUGACGGGUUGUUUUGAACUAGAACUUUGAAUGUGUUUAACGUAAAAUUUUAAGUGAAUUAAUUUUAAUUAAUAUUAAAAUUGUUGAUAGCAAUAGUAUUAGUAUUAGUGCUAUUAUUAGUAUUAUUGCUUGUAUCUUAUAUAUUAUAAUUAUAAGUAUAAGUCAAAGUCUACAUUUCUUAGAGUCUAAGCCUAAGUCUUAGAUUUUUUUAAAGGCAUUUCCAUGGUCUAAGUCUAGUUAUGUAUUUUGAUUGAUUAGGUUUUUAUAUGUUGCUAUGACUAUGUCUAUGUCUAUGUGGUUGGUUUUACUGACUAAUUCAGGAAAUACAUUCUAUUUAUCUUUUUUUAAAUUUUAUCAUUUAUGAUUUUUUUUUUUUGAUGACCUAAAUGUAACAGUUUUCAGCUUCCAUGCAUAUUAUUAGUAUUAUUGCUUGUAUCUUAUAUAUUAUAAUUAUAAGUAUAAGUCAAAGUCUACAUUUCUUAGAGUCUAAGCCUAAGUCUUAGAUUUUUUUAAAGGCAUUUCCAUGGUCUAAGUCUAGUUAUGUAUUUUGAUUGAUUAGGUUUUUAUAUGUUGCUAUGACUAUGUCUAUGUCUAUGUGGUUGGUUUUACUGACUAAUUCAGGAAAUACAUUCUAUUUAUCUUUUUUUAAAUUUUAUCAUUUAUGAUUUUUUUUUUUGAUGACCUAAAUGUAACAGUUUUCAGCUUCCAUGCAAAACUAUAACUGUGUGAAAGUAUUACUUACAGUGACCCCUCUACAGAACCCCCUGCCCUACUUACAGUGCUCCCUCUACAGAACCCCUGCCCCUACAGCGAUUUUUUUUACUGCUACUCUCAACCCAUGAUUAUUUUUAUUACUGUACCAGUGAAACAUGAUUUUAUCUGCCACAAAAUUAGUUAGCAACACAAACAUAUAUUUGAUAAUUAUAAGUAUAACAUUAUUAACAUUACAUUGGUCAAGUUAAUAAUUCUUCUCAUGUUUUAACAUUUUUUAGCCAAAACAAAAGUCAAACAAUAAGCCUAGUUGUUGCUUCAUUCUCGAGAAAAAGCAUAGCAACUAACGCGCAUUCAUGGCUUGCGAUUGGCUGGAAUUGAACUCCAGACCAUCAACUUGAGGUUUGGUCAGUUUAGACCAUUCGACCACACAGUCACCCCGAUAGCAAGGCCCCCUUAUUGAUCGAUAGUGUAACACAGGAAGAAUAUAGACGUCGUGACUUGCCGACUGCGUAUAUCUCUCAGGGUUAUACGCAGUCGGCUGCGCAUAACCACUUCGUAACAAAAAUAUUUUCUCUGAGAACAUUUGAAAUGACCCACAUUAAAUAUUUUGUACUACUCUAUCUGGCAGAUUUAGUGCUACUGGGCUUAAAAUAUUUUUAUGUUGACAGGUGAAUUUUAAAUAAUUUACACCAAGAUGGCUGCUGUCAUAGGAAUUCUUAUCUAAAUUUGCUUUACUAGGCUGAACGGUCCAUUCUACCAGAAUGAAUUCCAAUGGCAAGAUCCAACAUCAGCAUCAUAUUUUUAUCCCAUUUCUUUUUGAUUCCCCCAGGUUUUCCUGUUCUUUGCUAAACAACAAAUGGAGGAAGGUGAAGAGGAAGGCCCGUCUCAUCGGCCCAAACUUUGGUCACCCCCUCCAAAAGUGCCUGCUGCAAGUCUCGUCGUCUAAUUUUGGCUUCAGUAUCAUUGCACUGUACAUCCAGAUGUUUAUUUCAUGUUUCUUUCUUUCAUUAAUUUAGUCAUCUAAAUCGCAUGAUCUCAGGAAGUUGGAAGUGACAGGACAGAAAUUUAGGCCAACUGUCCUUAAAUAUUCAAAAUUCCAAAUCGAGACUUUAUGUAAUAAAUUGGUCAUAAUUAAUCAGCAAACUUUCUUAUUUAUAUCUAGGAAAACCUUCAGAAAAUAUUGCAGAAAAUAUUGCAGAAAAUUAUUGUAAUUUACAAUAUAACAAAUUUGAUUAUUGCAUUUAUUAUAGGAUUUAUUAUAUCCUUUAAUUAAUAAUGGAAAAGUACAGUAAUAAAAACAAACACUUUCUCUCCUAAUAAAAAGGUUUUCUCCCUUGCCUUAUGUGCCAUUUUUGUAUGUGAACAUUCUCUUGUGCUCAAGUCAUUUCCUUGUUCAAUACUGAACACUCCCUCAUUUGUCUUUUGACAUAAAUGAAAGCAUUGUUUAUUUAGACAUUUAAUACUCUUACGUCAAGUUCAAAAAGCUUUCGUGUUUGAAGUCAAUCCUUGUGGUCGGUAGAGUGCAACAAACUAAACAAACUACACCCAAUUUAUUUUAAAAUGUUCUAGAAAAUAGCACAUUGAUGUUUCAAAAUCAGAACAGCAGUUUCAUAUUUGUUCAGAGAUAUUCUUCUAAACAAUUACCUUUACAAUUUUCUUACAUGCAUAAAAUUUAAAAAAAUAAAUCAUGACUUCAUGUGAUUUCACCUGUGUUUUAAGCUAAUAUCUAUAAAAUAUUUAUUUUGAUAUAACCAACCAAACUUAUUUAUUAUGGCUUGUAUCAGGUUUAUUUUAGAGCUGUGUGGCCAGAUUUAAGCAUUGCCAUUUUAAGUAAGUUCUUCUUCAAAUAUAUUUUUCUAGGCAGUGACUUUGUGCCUAGAAUUUUAAAAGUGGAAAUUCACUCAGAGCUCCAUUCUAUAACAAUGUCACUUGAAGCUUUUAAUAUUUUCUCUAUUUUAUGUAUGUGUGCAAACCUGUAAGCUUUGCAUUGAUUUAUCUGUUGAUAUGUACAUUUUCCCCCAUGCAUAAUUUAAUUUUUUUGUUAACUUUUGUUAAUGUCAUGUCACAAUCAAACUCUAUUAUUUCUUUACACUAAAACUAGAUGUCCUUAAAUCUGUACAGUUUAUGGAAAUAUUUUGCAAAGAUGUUCUUAAAUUUGUACAGUUUGUGGAAAUGUCAUAUCCCAAAGAUAUCCUUACAUUUUGUACAUUUGAUGGAUCUAUCAUAUCCCACAGAUGACAUUAUAUAAAAGUUAAAUAUGUGCAGCUCAAUGUUAGAUUGUCAUUCAGUAUGUUCAGUUUGACAUUAAAUUGACGUUUAAUAAGGCCAGCUUAAUGUACAAUUUAAAAAGAAAAACACUUUGCCAUUCCACGCUCACGCAGUAGAGCCUGAACAUGGCCUAUUGAACCGUCUGGACUGGGUGAUCCAUUUGCUUUAUAAAUGAGAUGAUUGAGUGAGCAAAGGCAUUGCAACCCAGUCCUUUCUUUAAGGGUUUCUAACAUUUCCAGCAUAUCAAUACUUGCUAAGAUUAUUUUAAUGUUAUUUGUAAUAUUUUCUCUCUACAGUAAAUGAAAUUGCCAAUAUUUUAAGUUGAAACAUUAUUAAAUGUUUGUUUAUUUACUAUGAAUUCAUCCCCGCUGAAUGUCUUUAUUUAAACUGUGCCAAAUGUUUCAAUAUGUCUUUUUUGUAAAAACAACCACAGCAUUUCUCAUAUGCUGAUCAUUUGAACUUCAGUAUUCAGCUCAUGCAGCUCCUAUUUGUACGUGUUCAUGAAAAAAAAAUACAUUGUUUUAAAAGAUAAAUAUGUUUAAAGUGCACAUACUAUUUUAAUUGUAUCUUCCUUGUAUUUACUAUUACGUGUCUUGACAAAAGCUUCUUACUGCAUGAGUUAUUGCUCUAUGUCAUGAGAUGUGUCUCCAAUAUGUUGGUCUACUGAUCUGUUGAUGAUUACAUCAGAAUGCUUUAAGAAAAGGCAUAUCAUAUCAUUACAAUUUAUUUAUAACAUAUUUACACUGGUAUAUUUUUUUUCUUAUUAAAUUGUUCACAAAUACAGAGAAGCUGUUUUUAAAAAAAAUAAUUUAAAAUAAGGCCAAUUUAAAAAAUGACAAGAUAAGACCAUUAAAUUAAGCAAUCAUGAUAUAUGAAAAAAUACAUAAGACCAUGAAGAAGAAGACAUUUAUGAUGUAAAAGUUAAUUUAAUUAGACAAUGUGGUAGAGGCAUUUCAUAAGCCUAUGCCCAGGAGGAUAAGAGUUAACGCAAGUUAAGUAUUGUAGAAAAUGCCUAUCUUUGUUUAGAUAAUAUUCCAGUAUGGCUGUGAAUGCUACAUGCUUAUAUUGUGUCAUAAAGAUUUGAAAGGUGCUGAAAUGUGAACAAUAAAUAGCAUCUUAUGGACCAGUUUAUUUAUAAUUAAUUCCAUUGUUAUGCUUGCUAUUUAAAUGUGGAAAAUUUUACUUGUGAUAUCAUGAAAAUCAUGAAAUACAUUCUAAAUAUUAUUUUUGGACAGGUGACAUUGCUACUUUGAGUAAAACAUUAGUUUUCUUUGUAUUUAUAUAUUAGUAAUGCCAUUUACCCUAACAUUAAAAUCUAAAUGUACUUUUGCUUGACAAUCACAAUUGAAGGGGUAUUUUGUGUCCUCAUUGUUCAAAAGCACAAUAUUGCUGUUCAUGUCAUCAAAGCCCUGUACUAAUGUUGUUUAUUUCAUUGAUCUUAAGUGGAGUUUCAGAUUUGCUUUUCUUAUGACUGAAACUACCCUCUCGCUUUCCAAACAGGAUUAGUAACUACCUCCAUAGGUACUCUUACACACAGGUACCCCACACACUUAGGUAUACGACGCAUAGGUACCCCACUUGUUGGUACCCCACAUGUGGGUUCAACACACAUAUUACCUCCACACAGGUACCCCACACAUAGGUACUCCACACAAAUAAACCCCACACACAAGGAAUUGGCAAAUGCCUGAUGAUAUCAGUCAAUACCUUGGAUUAUACGGUGGGCCUCCUGAUGUCCAACAGUUUACCAUUAGACAUCUGAUCUACUCUAUUACUAAGACAGAAAGUUUCAAGUUUACAUCUUCUUAACUUACUCAGUUUAUAAGCCAAUAAUUGGAUACAUUCACAGUAAUUCUUAUACUUUCAAUGCAUUCUAAUGUUAACGUAUGUUUGUAUUUUGAACAAAACAAACCAUAUUUUUAAAUAUGAUUUUUUUUUAAAUUUCAAUUUUGAUUUUUAAACAAAUUAAAAUAAACUGUAAACUCUGUGACCAAAAAUUGGGGCUGGUGUCAAGGUGACAAUGGACGUUCCUAUGAAAAAAUAUUAGUAUCUACAAAUAAAUUUAAAACAAAUAAAAAUAUUAAUGUAUUUCUUUUUUUUUUUAAAUAUUUUAAAAUUAUGCUAAUCUCCCCUUUUUCACUUUGUCAACUAUUGAGGUGUGUCCUCCCCUCUCUCUCUCCC